Blumeria graminis f. sp. triticale is the source of this 210-nucleotide messenger RNA. NCBI's taxonomy places the organism in Eukaryota, Fungi, Ascomycota, Leotiomycetes, Helotiales, Erysiphaceae. The record is from the annotation of a GenBank genome assembly.
AUGUUUGUUUGUUUAUUUUCUAUUUUUCGUCCGCAUAGACGCCAGUGCUUACUGCCUAAGGGGCUUUGCCCUUGCUGCUUCCCAAUUAGGUGUGCAAGGCAAUUUUCUAAUUAUAUGAUAGCGUGUAGCGUGGCACCUACACCUUUAAAGCUGUUCGCCGAGGCUCUUCACUCCUUCGAUGUGUUUCACCCAUUCUCGGAAUACUACUGA